Molecule: messenger RNA, 14006 nt
Organism: Astrephomene gubernaculifera
Lineage: Eukaryota; Viridiplantae; Chlorophyta; Chlorophyceae; Chlamydomonadales; Astrephomenaceae
Source: the annotation of a GenBank genome assembly
GUUGCCGGUAAACCUUCACUUUGCAGCUAGUUGCAUGUGUAUUCAUGGCGUACUUGAUAUGUCGCCACUUAGGCGGAUAUCGAAAUGACACGGGCUGCAAGGGCAGUUUCUACAGCAACUUUGUUAAUUAUCCUAGCACUCUUUAGGAAAAUCGAAGAAAACGCUUUAGUAGGAGCUGAGACAUUGCCUUCGUCCUCUGCUUGGUGUAGCGACAGUAGCUUGGCUAGCUGUCAGGAGGCUGGUAACAGUGUUUCCUUGGUGCUUGGACUAUCAGGUUGCUCAAAUACAACACAGGGCCAAGGACCCCUACGACUGCUGAUUAGCACGUCAUGGGCAGCUGCUAGCACUUCCAAUGGUAUUGCCGUGGCACAGCAGGCUUCUAGCCCCACGCCAGGCACGGAGCUAGCUCAGCAGCUCCGCUGGUUUCUAAAUGACGUGGGGUUGCAAGCCUCCAUUGUCGUUGACUCGACCAACGCGGCGGGAGCCGCAGCACACAGUGGAAGCUGGCUUGGAGAUCCCUCAGCGAUUGGUUAUGUAGGAUGGACCUCUAGUCCGGACACGGCGGCAGCAGCAGCAGCGGCGGUGCAGGAGCUCCCAAACGCUCUGCUCCUGCAGGACCCCCUCCUGCAGUGGAGUGAUGUUCUGCCUGCAGUACGGCAGAUGGUGUCCUGGUACGGCAAAAAGCUGCAGGCGUUGCCGUACGCCGUGGAGGUGCCCCUUGUCCUGUACCGAAGGGACGUGCUUGAGGGCAUCAGCGCAGCACCUCCCAGUGACUGGCCCUCGCUGGUCAGUCUGCUGCAGCAGCUGCAGACGCAGCAACAACUGCCGCCUCCACCACAACAGCAGCAAAGCGGCAGCAAUGCAAGCGCCCCAAACACAGGCGGCGGCCCCAACAGCAGCUACGGCAGCUCCCCAGCUGCGGGCUUCUGCAACAUGCUGCCCUCCGGGUGCAGCCGCGACGGCAGCUUGCUGGCCAGCAUCUGGGCUAGCGUUGGCUUAGCCGCGCUGCCCGCCCCAGCCUCCCUGGAGGAUCUAGGGCAGCUGCUGGAGUCGCAGCUCCGGAACCGGGUCGCCAUGCAGGGGCUGCAGUGGGCGCUGCAGGUGUACCGGGACCUCAUGGCUCUGGCGCCGCCGGGUGCUGGUCAUGCGCCUUGCAAGCGGCCGGAGCUGGGGGUGGCACUGGAGCAGUGUGCGGUCAUGGUGGGAGCCAGCAGUAGCGUCAAGGCUGCGGUGUGGCAGCUGGGGCAGGAGCGGAGGCGGAUGCUGCGGAGGCGAAGGCGUGGCAGGAGUUUGGAAGCGGCGGCAGGGGCGGAUGGUGGUGGUAGUGGUGUGGUACUGGCGACACCGCUGCCGGGCAGCUUGCUGGCUGCUCGGCAUGAUACCGGUAGUCUGGUGCCAUGCAGCGCCGGCGUCGUAUCCUGCCGCUACACGCUACCAGCGCCGCAGCCGUACGGCGGCAUGGGCCUGACGCGGGCGGUGUUCCUGGGCAGCGACGCGCUUGCAUUCCAGAUCAAUGCAAGCGCGUCACCGGAGCUGCAGUACGUUGCAUGGCAGGCGGCCGCCGCUGCCCUGGGUCCCAACAGCAGCUGGCCGGCGGUCCUGCAACCCAGUGAGGGAGGCGUGACGGUGCUGCGGAGCUCGCAGUUGAGGGAUGUGGAGCGCUGGGUGUCGUACGGGUACGACAGGAAGGACGUGGCAGGGUUUUUGGGAGCUCUUGGGGACAGCCUGAGCGGGCCAUUGACGUUCACGGCUCCGCGGCUGCCGCUGGCAGCAGCUGCGGCGCUGCAGGGCAUCCUGGCAGGUGCCGCCAAUGAUGCGGCGUUUGGUACGAAGAGCGUUGCGGUGAUUGCGCAGGAAACCCUGUCAGCCCUGCUAGCCGCCUACGACGCCGACCGGUCCCAGCUCCUCACCGCCCUAGCCGCACACCUGCACCUGGACUCCGCACAGACCGGCGGGGGGAACAGCACCACCCCCACCACCCCCACCACCACCUCCAGCGGCGGUGCUGGCGGGGGCUUGAGCUCCCGGGCGCGUGCGGGCCUGAGUGCCGGGUGCACGGUGGGUGGAGUGGCGCUGAUCGUGGUGGCGGGACUCGCGCUGUGGGCCCGCCGGGCGGCUGCGGUGGUGGACCUGCGCGCCCGGCUGCGACUGCUGAACCUGUCCUCCACUGCGCCGGGGUUCGGGCAGGACACCACGUUGAUGCUGACGGACGUGCAGGGCUCCACGCAGCUCUGGGAGAGCCUGCCGGCCACUGUCAUGGACACGGCGCUGUCGCUGCACAACGACGCGUUCCGGCAGCUGCUGCCGCGCUUCCGGGGCUACGAGUGUCACACGGAGGGUGACAGCUUUGUGCUCGCGUUCCAUUCGGCGGUGGAGGCUGCGGCGUUUGCGCUGGAGAUCCAGAUGGUGCUCCUACACCUCAACUGGCCCCAGGAGCUGCUGGACCAUGAGCUAGGUGCCGUGGUACGGCAAGCAGCCGGGCCGCCCCCGGCGCCUGACAGCAACGAGGGGAACAACGGCCCGCCAGUACCCGCAGGAGGGGCGGCACCCGGGUCCCUGUACGGGCCCCUGGUCGACCUGCCGGGUACCUGGGCCGGCGGGGAUGACUCGGUUCGCAUGGCUGGGCUGGGCGUGAGUAAUUGUGGCGGCAGUGUUGGCAUGGUGCCGGGGGGUACGUCGACGCUGGGUCCGCGGGGCACCGUGGAUUACUGCGAUGCCACGGCGGGGUCAGCGCUCAUGGAGCCUUGGGGCUUGCAGGCGGUGGAUGAGGAGCGUGCGGCUUCGGAGAACUCGGAUGAGCGGCUGGCGGACCUCUUCAUGGGGAAUGCAUUUGCUGACGGCAGGGACUCAAAACGGGCUUCGGAGCGCACUCGGAUGUUCAGCACCCUCCAAGGGCUGCGCGCCACGCAGGAGCGCAAGACCUGGAGCGCGGGGCUCAGGCGACCCAUGCGUCCGCCGGAGCCCGCCCAGGGCUCCUCUGCGGAGAGGUGGAUGGAGCACCGUUCCCUCAGCGACAGCCGAGCCGGGCCGGGUGACUGCUCGGAAGACGGCUGCGGCGCGCCUGGUGCCGGCGCUGGCGUGAGUUUCAACGCCAAUGCCGGCGCGCAUCGUAGCAGCCUCGGCCCUGGGGAGCAGCAGCAGGGGCAGGGGCGGCAGGUGCAGCAGCAGCCCCAACUGCAGCGCAGCCCCUUCCCCAGUCACAUGCGGAGAGGACUGAGCUCCGACGUACUCAACCGGGACCUGCCUGCAGGCGAGCUGUUGGGGCCGUCGGCGCCGGGAGUGGUAUUUCGCCAACAUAGCGACCUAAGUGCGGAGUUUUCCUCGCGUUGUAGCGAUGGCUCCAGACCCCCCUGGCGCUCCGCCACGGGUGCCGAAGGGCUGUCACGCCUGGAGCCGCCGCAGCCUUUUUCUGCGGUAUCACGCUUGGGCCUGGGCUUGGAAGAUGAUGAUGCCCCGGGGUCGGGGCAUGGGCCUGGCAUGUCAUCGCUACCCCCGCCGCUGCUGCUGCAGCCGCCACCGCACUUGUCUAUGGAUGAGGAAGCAGCAGCGGCGGCGUCGUGCGUUACGGGCACGGAACUUAGCGAGGAAGCUUCGUUGCGUUUGGUGACGCCGUUAUACAUACACACGCACCACCAACAGCAACAUCAGCAGCACCAACAGCAACAACAACAACAACAACAACUACAACACCAGCAGCAGCCUCAGCUGUCUCAGCCGCAGUUGUCCAUGUCGCAGCUGCCGGGGACGCCUUCCUCCGAGGCUCCCAGCCGCUCCUUCACGCGCCGGUCGCCAGACCAUGCCCACGCCAACAACGGCGGCAGCAGCAGCAACAACAACACAACCAACGGCAACAACCUAAACUCCCGGUCGCUUUGUCUGAUGCGAGGACGAACCUCGGUGCGAUCCUCCGCAGGCACCACGCCGCCCUUCACGGGCCUCCUGGCUACCUUGCGUGUGUCGGGAGCGAGCGAAGGUGGCGACGCAGGCGGCGCGGCGAGCGCUGUGGGAACGGGCGGCGCUGGGGCGCCGGGGCUGCUUGGCGGCGUGGAGUUUCUGUUGGGCGGGUCGUUGCGGGCCGCGCUGGGCAGCCAUACCGGAGGGUGGCGUACAUCCACGGAUGGGGACGGCGGCGGCCCCAGCACCGGCAUCGUCCGCGGCAGCCGCGGCAGCGACGGCCGGCGCCGCGUGCAGCCCAACAGUCUCGGCCGCUACCUCCGCCGCUCCUCCACCUCCUCCGCCGUCUCCGUCCCCAGCGGCUGUGUGGAGACGCCGCUCAUCGUUGUCGGCGACCUGCCGCACCAGGCGCUACAACGGCGGCGGCGGCGUUUCCAGCGCCACAGCUCCGUGGACUACCACCUCAGCACCGACCACACCAGCUCCUGCGGCAGCAGCAUGGAUCCUCCCGGCGGCGGGCGGUACUGCGGCAGCAGCGCCGGCGGGCCCAUCGGACGACGCUUUGCCGCGCUGGAGCUCGCAGCGUUACCCGGAGGUCCUUGUAAGGCUGUUGGCAGCAGCAGUGCUGUGCAGAGCGGUGUUACUGGGGAUGCCGGUGCUGCCGCGAUCGUGGCCGCGACGGCGAGCGCGAGUGCAGUCAAUACGGGGGUCUUCAGCGUUGCUUCGGGGCGCACCAGCUCCCCGGGGGCACCAUCGCCGUCUGGGCAGGAGCUGGGGGAGGGGGGUGUAGCAGGGGCGGCUGAGGGCUCGCCUGCGUGCUGCACGUCCGCGUCACGAGUCACCUCUCCUCGGCAUGAGGAGCGCCGGGGGCUCUUGUUACCGCUCGAGGAGGAGCUUGAGCCGGCGGCGUCACGGCUGGCGGUCUUUAGAGGCGUGUUGGGACCGCUGCCGGGCGGAACGGCUUUGGAAACGGUGUCGGAAGCCGAUCCCGGACCCAGCCGCGUCGGGUCGGGUUGUUGGCGCUCGUCUUCGGAGGGCCCAGCAGCAGGGGCAGCGGCAGCGGCAGCGGCAGCAGAGCUUAAGCAUCCACCUUUGCUGCCGUUGCCACCGCUGUUUCCCGCAUUUCCGCCUGCGGAGUGCGAGGGGGAGUUGUUGCAGCCGGAGGCAUCUUUGGCCAUCCGGCCCAGCCAACCAAGCGCCGCUGCGGGUAGCUCCUUGCUUGCAAGGCACCCGGGGCCGUCCAGCUCCGGUUCGGCCGGCGUUGUGACGGCUUGCUCGCUUGUGGUUGCUUUUGGUGGCGGUCCUCGUAGCAGCGGCGAUGCCUCCCUUGCGAACCCGGAAGCACCAUCAUCAUCAUCAUCAUUGCUAGGGACCGCAACGCUGCUUCCGCCGGCACUGCCAUCAAAGCGCCGCAACAACAGCAACAGCAACGGUCAACAGCCGGCGCAGCAACACCCAGCCGACGGUUUUCUGGAAGAGGAGGAGGAGGUGGACGGGGGAUUCCUGUUGCAAAUUGGGCGCGGCCAGUUGGGUGCUGCUGCUGCGGCUGCUGUAGCUGCUGCUGCUGCUGUACCCUGCAAGGACCCCGCGCCUGCUGCAGCCCCCUGCGACCUCACACCCUGCAGCCACUCCUCCGCGGCACCACCUGCAAGCCCCUGCGUAAAGCCAGAAGCAUCUCCCUUCGCCACGGAGCAAUUCGACUUGCUCGUCCGGAACGAUGUGAGCGGGCGGGACCCGCCGCGCGUGCCGCAGACCUCCGACGUUGCACGCUGGCUGUCCAAUCAGUCAUCCACCAGCGGUGGGGGCACAACGGCGCCGUCACAACGAUCCAGCGAUACAGGUCCCAUGCGCCUCGCAGGCGUGCUAAACUUGAUUCGUCACGGGUCGGACCCCGUGCUCCCCGUCAGCGCGGGGGAUGCAACCGCCGCCGGGGCACUGCGAUGUGGCGCCGUUCCCGGCAGCGGGGAGGAAGACGGCGACGCCGUUGCUGCUGCUGCUGCUGCUGCCAUGCAGGAUGUCACCAUGCGCCGCGCCGGUGUGGCCGAGCAGGUCCGCGAUAGCACCGUACGACGUGUGUUGUUGGAGCUGUCUGCAGACACUACUAACAACGUUGUUGCUGGCUGCCGGGUGGGCUCCGAAACCGGGGCUGCUUGGGCGCCGCGGCCGCUGCCGCCCGCGCCGCCGGAGGUGUCCUGGUGGCGCCGCUCCGUGGGCCGCAGCGCGUCUGUCAGCGACUUCAGCGGACCGAGGGGCGGUGUUGCGACUGCGGUACAGGGCAGCGGCAGCCCUCUUAUGCCGCCGGCGUUGCAUGCCGUUAGCAGCAACACUCGCUUCCCUCGCGCGCAGAACAGCGUCAUCCUGCGGCGACAGCGGCAUGUGUUGGAGUAUGUGCAGUCGCCGCUUAGCCGCCAGGCGUGGCGAGGAGCUGCCGCUGCUGGAUCGGAGGGGGCUGAGGAGGGGGAACCCCAGAUGGGCGGAAGCGCCAGUGGAGGAGCCGGAGCCGGAGGGGAGGUACGUACGGCUGGGGGAGCUGCGGAAGGAGCAGCUGGGGAUGGUGAUGAUGCUGACGUGGGUGCUGCUGCUGCUGCUGCUGCUGCUGGCGUCAGCAUGCUGGGUGCGGCGGAUGCGGCUGCGGAGCGGCUGGCGGCACGACACGGCAGCGGCAGGGCGUUGUUGAGCGUGCAUGGACCCCACCCGCAGCCCCCUCACCAGCAGCAGCAGCCAGCCAGGCAGGACGUUACCUUCAGUCGCGGUUCCUCCCAGGGCGGCGCACUGGGAUACGCCCCGGAACGACCGCUGUCGGCCAAUUCCGUGCGGGUUCGGCUGCUGCAGGCCACCAUUGAUGGGCGCAGCAGCACCCGCCGCGGUGGCGGUGGCGGCGGCGGCGGCCGGCUACAACGCAGUAGCACACACUCCGAUCCGGGCGGCUUGUCGGGUCCGCUUGCCAUCCUCACGCCAGGCAUCCCCAAGGAAUGCGGCCCCAGUGCGCAUGGUCCUGAGCCCAGGGCGGUUCCGCCACUUGUAGGGCCCGCUCCUCUCAUUCCGCCACACGUGCGGGCGUCUGGGUCGGGAAGCAUCCGCUUACCGCUUGGGGGGUCGGGUACGGACGGCACGUUGGGACCACCUGCAGUUCCGGUUGCACCCAACCACAACAUGCCUGCACCACGGCUUGGAGCUGGGGGCGCGGCCGGGGACAUGGGCACUGCGACACCGCGCGGCAGCGGCCCCAUUUCCUCAUUGGCUGGCACUGCUGCCAUGGGCUCAAUGCCCCGGCGGCGGCCGCCGGUGCGCGUGUCGACCCCACCGCCACGAAUGCCCGGCCACGGGCAUCCCACGUUUCUUCGAGGGUCUGGUUGCGGGUACGGCACCACGUUUAGCUCUCUCGCAACGGCCGGUACCAGCCAUGGAACCAGUGCGGCUACCGCCUUCAACAGCAGCGUAGGCCACCAAAGCGCGCUUGCACACGCGAGCAGCAUUGGUCACCAAAGCGCGCUGGUGCAUGCCAGCAGCACCGCGUGCGGCAGCGUGGUGAGCGGAGUAAGCGUGAACAUGCUUGCCGACGGCGGGCGCAUGUGGGGUGAGCUCGAGGGUUUGCUCCAAGUGUACGGUAACCUCACAACGAGCGCCCCGCGACCCGCGGGUCGGUGGUCGUUGGCGGCGCGCGGGCGAACCGCCACCUCCAUGUCGCUCUCAUCCCUACCUUCCCAAGCGCCAGGUCAGGACAGCAUCAACAGUACAUGGUACGACAGUCGGGUUCUUCCAGACUUCCGUACAUCCGACAGCCGUUUCGGUACUUCAACCGCCGGCGGCAUGAUGUGCGACAACAGCACCCUGCUGCAGGGCAUGAUUGACGUGACGGCGGCGGCGCACUACUCCAACGGCCAACCUGCGGCGCUUCCCCGUGACAGUUCCGCGCUUCCGUUGGUGAAGCUCUCGCAAAACGGGGCUGCGGCCGGAAGCGGCCGUGACAGCAACACCAGCCGGCUCAUGGGUGCCAUCAGCACCGCGCUACGUGCCAAGCGCAUCUCCCGCGGUGGCGCGAGCCUGGGCGCGGCUGUGGCUUCCGGUGAGUCGGGUAUCGCCUCCAGCUCGCGACGCAUGUCGGUUAUUAAUUCAGCCCGGGAGUCAACGGGCGCGAGGGUUGACAGCAGCGUGGGCGGCGGCAACAACGGUGCUCCUCGGACCGUCAUGGAGGCUAUGUUACAGCUCGCGUCAGGUGCGACAGGCCAUUCUCACCACCACCACAACCUCCUCAAUCACAGCCAUACCCACGGCUCCGUGCUGUCAGCAGUGGGUGCGAUAGCCAGCGGCGUCGGCGGCGGCGGCGUCAGUCGCAGUGCGCGCGCCUUGCUGCGAAUGGUGACGGCCGGCGGAAGCGUUCGGGAGCUCGACGGCUCUGGCCCCGUCGUCGCCGCCAGCAGUCUCAGCGGCCUGCCGUACCUUUCCGCCGGACUGGCGGCAAACGCCUCCGGCAGCAUCGCUAGCGGCCAGGGCCUGGCAGGCCGGUCGCCGUCCACCGGGCUUGCCUCCCCGCACCAUCACGUGUUAUCCGGCGGCAGCGUUGGUUCCGGUCGCACGCCGCAGGGCUCCUCAGGCACAACAACGCCCCGGGCCGCCGUCGCCCCUGCCAGCGGCGGCGGGCCCGCCGCCGCCGCUGACGGCGGUAUGUCCCGCGGCGGCGGCUUCUCCGUUUCUUGGACACAAGCCGGCGCGUCGUCGGCGCUGCGGCUGCCAUCGAACCUUCCGUUGGCGGUUUCAGAGCCGGACAAUGUGGGUCUCGGCAGCGAGGCUGUCGCGGCGAUGGGAGGUGGACCCAUGGCAGCGGCGGCGGCGGCGGUGACGGCAGAGGGAUUUCGCACCGCCGCCACCGCCGACUCUGCCAGCGGCUUGCCGACGGCCCAACAACCCCCCAGUACGCUGAGCAUGGCCGCUUGGCAGAAGUCCAAAAGCACCAAUGCUGCCAUGUCCGCGAGUUGGCAGCUGGGGGAGGCUGUGAGCCACCGUGCAUUGCUGCGGAACAGCAGUGGCGGCGCAGGCGCAAGCAUCUGGGCAUCCGCCUCUCGAGGAGGUGUCGGCGGCGGUGCUAUGCGUAACAAUUCCCUGCGGGAGAGCCGAAGGGCAGCGCCGCCCGUGGCUGCAUCGGCGUCGGCGUCGAGGCAGCUCUCCAUGCCCUCGUCGCGGCAUCCGCCGUCAGUGAUGGCAGCGCCGGCGUCAGCGUCGGCAACGGCGGCAACCACGGUAGCCAUGAUGCGUCUGGGUCGUACCGCCAGCGGAAGUCGUACGGCCUGCCCCUUGUCCGGCCAUGCGCUGUCGCUUCCGCUGCGCCUGGCGUCGGAACAUGAGGGUGCCAACAUCUCGCCGCAGCUCUCGCCCCAUGGGUCUUUCCGGAACUUGGGCGACGACGAAGCCUUGGGCCGCAGCAGCGAUCGCUCGGUAGCUUCCGCCGCGGCGGCAGCGAUGAUCAGGAGCAGUCGCGGACCGGACGGCAGGCCCCACCACACCGCCUCCAUGUCGUCACGAGUUCCCGUGGGCGCAAGUGACACUAGCACCAGUGCCGACAACAUGAGCCGCAAUACCCCCUCGGAGGCGGCUAGGGAAGGGCCGCUUGCGGCAGGAGCGACAGCAGCAACCGACAUGAAGGGCCCGGUGCCAAGGCCCGGGCCGGGUAGGGUGCGACCAGCGGUUCUGGACCCCGCUGGCAGCGAGAUUGAAAGCGACAGCGGCGCCGUCGCGCCCGCGGGUGAUGGGUUGGACGGCCGGGUAUACGGCGACAGUCAGCCCUGGCAGGCGCUAGCUCAGCGCUCGCAGCCGCCAGCACCGCCGCCGCUGCAGCAGCAACAAGAACAGCAGCAGCAGCAGCUUGCGCACAUGCAGGGAGGUGCCAGGGGUGAGGCCGCAGGUAACCUGGCGGGAGUGGGCCGAGCCUCAAGUUGGACCCUCGGCGCAGGUAUGGCCCGCCGGCAGCCGCGCCGGCCGCUGCUGCCACAGCAGCAGCAGCAGCGCCAGACCGCGACGGCGGCGGAAGCAGCCGACAGCGGCGGCGGCACAAGCACAAGCGGCGGCGGCGGCGCGGGAGGUAUGGUCGCCCGCGCGGUGCGGUUGUCGCUCCUGGCGCUUCGCAACAUGACAGCCUCGGCGUCUGUUGCGCCGCUGGGCGCCGCAGCCAGGGCGGCAUCUCGUGCGCCGGUGGCGCCGGCGGCGGCGCCCGUGCCUAGCCCCAUCUCCGCCACGGCAUCCGCAUCUGGCUUGUUUGGCUGUCCGGUGCUAACAAGCAGUGCUGCGGAGAGCUGCUGUGACGAGAACCGCCGUUCGAGUCCUUCGGGGCUGCUGGCGUCGCCGCUAGCAUCGUACACGAGGAUGCCGAUACCGCCGUCAGCUGCAGCUGCGGCGGCGGCGGCCGUGACGUCACAAUCUGGAUCUCCGCUUUGUCGUACGGUUUCGGCGCGUGGUGGUCUCGGAGGACAGUUAUCGCCGCUGGGCGGGGGAUGUGGUGGCCGGGCGUCUUGCGGGCAUUCGUCGUUUCGACAGGUGUCGCAGCAGCAGGGGCCGUCGCUGUGUGGGAACAACACCGAUGGCGAGAUGAGCAGUGUUGUCCAGGAGUACCGCCACUCUCUCGUCAGCGGGCCACACAACCCGCUCCUGAACCCCACCUCCAAGGACCCCGCCUGCGACGACCCUGACCGCCUGUCCGCCGGCCACGCCAUACCCUCAAUCACCGCCGCCAUCGCCGCCGCCAACGCAAGCGCCGCUUCCAAUCCCUCCCUCCGCGCCUCACGUACUUGUACAGCACUAACGGUGCCGCCGCCCGUAGCAUCUCUGACUGCCGUACUCGAGGGAUCCACAUCCGGCUGCGGCGGCGGAUUUCGCACGGGUCCUGGAGGUCGCGUUUUCCCACAACGUCGCUCGCUGUCUCUCACUCGUACCGUCACGCCAGAGAACUUGGUUGCGGGAAUCGCGCGGCGGUUGGACAGCAUGGUUCCUGGCAUCGGAGGCGGGGGGUCAACGGACAUGCCGGCAUGGGAUGCGGCUGCGCGUGAGAGCGUGCGGGCGCGUCAUACCAGCGGCUCCGCCUCGUUUGUUUGCAUGUUGGGAGGCGGUGCGACGGGGCAGCGACGCAGUCGGAAGACGCUGAACCUGGUGCCGGCGGCGCCCUCGGACUCCCCGCUGUGCUUCAGGGGCUUCCGAGUGCGCUGCGGCAUGCACUCGGGCCUCAUGGAGGGACGCGACGUCUUCUGGAACAAGGUCACCGGACGCCGCGCCUACAGCGGGCCUGCCAUGGCGCUUGCCAAGGCCGUCUCCGAUCUGGUCCCCGGCGGCAUGGUGGUGCUCACAGCCACCACCUUUGAGCGCCUGCAGCCCUGGCCUCGUGCGGAGGCGCUGUCGGGAGCCAUCGCAUGGUCUCGGGGCCGCUUCCGCAUCUGCGUGGGGGGUGCGGCAGAGGGCACGGCGGCACCGCUGGUGGAGGUAGACUUGUACCAGCUGCUGUGUCCGCAGCUGCUAGCGAGGCAGCCGCAUCUGGAGCGGAAGCCCUGGAGGGGCGCGGAGCAGGUGCUGCCGGGGGUGCUGAGUGCACCUUUGGGGCGACUGGCGCUGGUGCAAGUACAGGUGGUGGGAGUGCAGGUCCUGGCCGCUUGGAACUGCGAGGUGACCUCUGCGGCGCUGCAGGUGUUUGGCGGCGUGGCGGCGGAGGCGCUGUCCGCAUGGGGCGGCUUCCCCGCCUCGCUGGACACCGAGGGAGGCACCCUGCUGGCCGCCUUCAGGGAGCCGGCUCUGGCACUGGGCUUCAUGCACGCCCUGAUCGAGGUCCUGCGUGACGCAGACUGGCCGCCAGAGCUGCUUGAACACGUGCUUGGCGAACCGCUGGCGGUGCCGACGGUGCUGCCCGGCACCUCCGCCUCCGCCGUCGCCUCCGCCAGCAUGGGCACGACCCACCCGCCCGUCGCCACCGCCGGCGGUAACGGCAAUAUCUCGCCGUCAGAGCAGACAGCUCAGCUGCCGCUACUAGCUACCGCGACGGCGGCGGCAGCCGGCGGCGGCGGCUGCAUCGGCUCCUCCAUGCUCUUCCGCGGGUUACGUGUGCGUUGCGUGGCUGACGUGGCCAAUGUACGAGUGGAUCUGGGGUGCGCCACCGCAGCAGCGCUGUACGAGGCGCGAGACCCCAAGGCCUUCAAGUCGCUGCGCCGGAUGAUGACGCUGGCGCACAUGGGGGAGGUGCUGUGCAGCGGACUGCUGCUGGCGGAGGUGCUGGCGGGGCCGCCGGCGGCGCUGACGGCGCUGCAUGAGCUGCUUGCCUUUGCGCCGCUGACGGCGGCGGCGGCGACGGCGGCGGUGGCGGCGACGGUGACGUCGGCUGCGCCGCCGUCACCCCUUCCGCGUGCUAGCAGUCUUCAACACCACCCGCCGGCAUCGCCGUCGCGGGGCGGCGGCGGGCACUACCAUCACCAGCAGCAGCACCAGAACGGCCACCUCCCUCACCACCACGGCUGGCAUGGCAGCUCGACGCCGCUUGUUCGUUGGCCAACGGUCGGCAUGCCCAUUGGCAAUGCCAGCGCUGUUGCUGGUGCUGGUGGGGUUCUUGGUGGUGGAGGCGUCGGCAGCGGAACUGGGUCUGGCUUUAUGGCUGUGGCAGCGGCUGCUUCUGCAUCGGGCGUUGUGAGUAACGCCGUUCCGGUGAAUGCCAAGCUGACAGGAAAGGAGGCCACUCGAUCCGCCAUCUAUCAGUGCACUCGACGAAGGCCCGUGCGGAGGAGCGGACUGGGUCAUGUGGGCUGGUCGCUGGGGGGCAGUGUGGGAGGUGUGUACGGCAACGUUGCCGCAGGAAUGUACGGCGCGUACGGGGUGAGUGUAUCUGGUACGGCAAUGGCGGCCGGGAGUGUGCACAGUGGGGCUGGUGGGAGUGUUGCUGGAGGCUGAGGAGGCGCGGAGGGUCAGGGUGGGUGUUGGUGUUGGUGUUAUGGCUGGGGUGGCUGCUGGAGAGGUGUGAAGUGGACUGUAGAUAGCUGCGUCAGAAGGGGAUUGCCGUGCUCUCCUGUGUAUGUGAGUUUAGCCCAAUGGGCCGUAAGAAGAAAACCUUUUCUUUAGUACCGUUGUGGUACGAGGAGUGAAGCGCUAUGUCGUUGUAGAACAUAAAAUUGCAUAGAAACAUAUGAACUACUUGCAUUGAGAAGAAAGCGAUGCGGUUGGGUUGUGUGUGUGUGUUGGAGAGCAGUGCAAUCGGCCACCGUGACUGGCCUGACUGCUGAUGAGCCCCGUUGGAUAAGAGACACAUGAUGAGCUGGUGUGCAAGUGAGGGUAUGCUCCUUACUAUUAUAGCUGCGUUGUAGUUUGUAGGUGCAUUUGUUUUGAUCAGCACUAGGGCGCAUGUCUGUGUCGUGGGAAAGGUGCCAUGUACAUGGCUGGCACGCCGGCACAAGCGUGAAUGUGCGCUGUUUACAGGUGACCUUAAGACCAAAUUUGAGUGUGGGGUUUAUGCGCAAGAGAUAUGAGGCAACCAAUCAAGCCACGGUAAACGCUUCCAGCAACGCACCCCAAAAGCCUGGAGAAGGGUUGCACAUUAUCAUCUUACCUGUUUAGGUGUACGGAAGGUGCAGAGGCAGGGUAAGAGCCCUGGCCGCUGCAAGGAAACGAUUUCCGUGUGCAUGUUUACUGAAGAUGGCACCCUUGUGUGUGAUGUGGAUGCGGUGAUUACGGCGACCUACCUGGGAGGUUCUAUGCCCUCCUGGCUCAUCAUUCUUGUGGCAACCAAUUGCGGCAUGGUGACCCAUGGGACGAUCCAAUGGAUGCCUGACCCUCCCCGAUGCCUAUCUGCUUCUAAGGCGCGCGUGUGCGUACGUAUGACACUUACGCUGCGAUAAGUAUGUACGCGCAUAGCAUGGGCGCUUGCUCUAAGCAGGCCACGGACAACCCGUAGGCCUGCGUGCAUGCUCCAGCCCUGUUGAACACCAUUGGCCGUGCUGGAGGGCUACUCUGAAGGUCCCGGGAAAGUGAUGGGGGGGGCCCCGCGAACGUAUUGCGUGUUUAUGUGUGCUUAAGCUUGUCUUUAUGGCGUGUUUGAGGCAAUCCUCGAUUUAACGUUUGCUCUUUGCAAUGGGAAUGUAAUCAGGCUGCACUGA